UCUUUCCUCCCUGGGAAAUUCCUCACUUUCUAACUUGGAGACAUCCUCCUAUUAUUCAGCCAUUGGGUCAUCGGAAUUCCAAAGGAAGUGCCGUCUUUAAAAGGACUCGGAUACUCAGGGCGCGCUGCAGUUCUUGACAGACUACGACCAGAGCGUGAAAGAGCACAGAGUGAACGGUGAGGCUGUGCUUGAGGAAAUCAAGGGAGCAGAUUACCAGAUCGUGGAAUUAGAACUGCUCCAACGCUAAUACUGUGAGGAAAAGGAUGAUUUCCAAAAUGACUGUCUUGUCAUUUCUACCUGCUGUCAUUUUUGCAUUUUUUCUGUUUGGAGGGAGUGAUGCUUGGUUAUACGCCUCUUCUGAAAUGAAUAUGACUUAUGAACACGCAAGGAAAUAUUGUCAGGAAAGGUACACAGACCUGGUUGCCAUUCAAAACAAGAAUGAAAUUGAGUACCUGAAUAGAACACUAACAUUCUCCCCAAGUUACUACUGGAUUGGAAUCAGAAAAAUCAAUGGCAUCUGGACCUGGGUGGGAACACAGAAGCCACUGACCAAAGAGGCCAUGAACUGGGCUCCUAAUGAACCCAACAAUAAGCAAAAUAAUGAGGACUGUGUGGAGAUCUAUAUCAAGAGGGAAAAAGCCUCAGGCAUGUGGAAUGAUGAGAGUUGCACAAAAGAGAAGCUGGCUUUAUGUUACACAGCCUCCUGUACCAGCAACUCCUGCAAUGGCCAUGGGGAAUGUGUGGAGACCAUCAACAGCUUUACUUGCCAAUGCUAUCCGGGGUUCACUGGGUCCCAGUGUGAGCAUGCUGUGACCUGUGAAUCUCAAGCCAAUCCUGAGCAUGGUGUCCUGGUUUGCAGCCAUCCAGUGGGGCAUUUCAAUUCUUCCUGCUCUGUGAAUUGUCAAGAAGGCUACGUCCCAACCAAUACUAAUUCAAUAUUGUGUACUUCUUCUGGAAAAUGGAGUGGACCUAGCCCUACUUGUAAAGUGGUGGAGUGUGAUGCACUGACAAGUCCUGUUCAUGGAUCUAUGAAUUGCUCCCAAAGCUCUGGCAUCCUUCCAUGGAAUACAACCUGUGUGUUUGACUGUGAGUCAGGAUUUGAGCUAAAGGGGUCCAAGGAGCUUCACUGUAGCUCAUCUGGGAAGUGGGACGUGGAGAAACCAAUGUGUCAAGCGGUGAAAUGUAAUGCUCCCAGCGAGCCCCAUAAUGGCUUUGUGAAGUGUGUGCAUCCACCCACUGGAGACUUCACCUAUCGGUCAGUCUGUAGUUUCAGCUGUGAGGAAGGCUUUGUGCCCCAAGGAUCAUCCCAGCUUGAGUGCACGGCUCAGGGGCAGUGGACACUGCAAUUCCCAACGUGUGAAGCCAUACAGUGUAAAGCACCCACCAGACCAGAGAGAGGCCACCUGGAAUGUCUUCCUAGUGUUUCUGGAAGUUUCCAAAGUGGAUCCAGCUGUGAGUUCUCCUGCGACGAGGGAUUUACAUUGAAAGGAUCCAAGAGACUCCAGUGUAACUUAACAGGGGAAUGGGACAUGGAGGAGCCCACAUGUGAAGCCAUGAAAUGCGAUGCUGCUAGCCAGCUUCAGAAUGGUUCUGUGAUGUGUGCCCAUUCCCCCACUGGAAACUUCACUUACCAGUCAGUCUGUAACUUCAGCUGUGAGGAAGGCUUUGAACUGCAAGGAUCACCCCAACUUGAGUGCACCGCCCAGGGGCAGUGGACACAGCAAAUGCCAACCUGUGAAGUGAUACAGUGCUCUGCUUUGAAAGUCCCUGAGGAGAUCACCAUGACCUGUGAUGGUGAUGGGAAUUUUCUCUAUGGCACUAGAUGUGUGUUUGAAUGCCCCGAGGGAUGGAAACUCAACGGCUCAGAUUCCUUGGUAUGCAGAGCCACAGGAAGCUGGUCAGGGAGUCUGCCUUCCUGUGAAGCUCCUGAGGAGUCAAACACUUCCCUGGUCGUUGGCCUGGCCACCAGUGGGACCUCCCUCUUGACGACUGCGUCAUUUCUUCUUUGGCUAGCAAAACGUCUUCGAAAGAAAGCAAAGAAGUUUUCCCCUACUAGUAGCUGCCAAAGUCUUGAUUCAGAUGGAAUCUACCAAGCUUCUUCUGAGUUAAUUUAAGUCCAACAGGAUCAGGAACUGGGGAUGCCUUGACAGAUAUGUCUAGAAAACUAGGCUUUUCAGUCAUGUGCCUAGCCACUGGGGACAACUCUUCUCCUCAAGAGGAAAAUCUCCCUUGAAUCCUUGGUCUUUCCAUGCCUAUAAAUCACAAGCUUGGCAUCCACAAGGAACUUCUGCUGAUCAAGUCUAGGCGACAAGGGCUAUCCCCAGUCUUUCUACUGGGAAGAGUCAGUUUCAAUUAAGGAUAUGUUAAUAUACCCUUCAAAAUGAGAAGAUAGAUUGUCUUAUACCAGCCAACGAGCCAUUGUUAAGCCCUUGUAAAGGUAACGGAAAAAGGGCCUGCAAUGUUGGAAUUAUAUUCCUAGUCAUCUCUAAGCAUGAGCUCAGUGUAGACCCAACUUUGAAGUUCUUUGGUUCUUCACAAAUGAUGUGUGCCCUGGCAGUUUCUAACACUCAUAGAAUACAGGUGAACAGGUGUUGUGAGGUAAUGAUAUUUAACUUUGUAAAAUAUAAGGUGCCACAUAAAUAGGAAGAGUAUUAUAACUUAUCAAGUGUUCAGAAGAUCCUUCGGGAUCUUCUGUUGGGAGAAAUUCUGCCGCUAAUUAAAUACUGAAAAGAAAUUCUAUCAUUUAAAUGCCAAGAGAGAUAACAUUGACAAGAGCCCUGAAGAAUGCAAACCAUACUCAUUCCUACUCACCAAAUUGUACUGGAAUGGCAGAUCAUUGAUCUGGGGUACUUUUAUUACUGUGGGAUUCAGUACAGCAAAAUGUGCUUAGAGAUUAUUGGGUGAUUUUUUUUCUAAAAUUUUCUAACAUUUGGCCAACUAUAUAGAAUGUUCUCUGAUUGACAAAACAUUAAAAACUAUCCUUUAAUAGUGCUUUUGGGGACAGUUAGGUGGUGUAGUGGAUAGAGUUCCAGACAUGAAGUCAAGAAGACUUCUCUUC
Molecule: messenger RNA, 3058 nt
Organism: Phascolarctos cinereus (koala)
Lineage: Eukaryota; Metazoa; Chordata; Mammalia; Diprotodontia; Phascolarctidae
Gene: SELE
Product: selectin E
Biological process (GO): cell adhesion
Cellular component (GO): membrane
Source: RefSeq, a predicted model, not a curated record